Annulohypoxylon truncatum is the source of this 1204-nucleotide messenger RNA. Its product is annotated as Ctr-domain-containing protein. Gene Ontology annotation, cellular component: membrane. The coding region runs from base 94 to 654 and encodes 186 amino acids. Lineage: Eukaryota; Fungi; Ascomycota; Sordariomycetes; Xylariales; Hypoxylaceae. The record is from RefSeq and is a predicted model, not a curated record. Gene Ontology annotation, biological process: copper ion transmembrane transport. Gene Ontology annotation, molecular function: copper ion transmembrane transporter activity. The transcript is spliced from 3 exons.
AGGUUACUUGUUACGGGUUACUUGGUAUCAUCCUCCGCGCGAGCGCAACAGGAAAUAUUAUAUUUUACCGGAACCUGCAAAUUAACCGCAAGGAUGGAUAUGGACAGCAGCAGCAAUAGUACCUGCAUCCAAUCGAUGACAUGGAAUUGGAAUACGGUUGGUACAUGUUUCCUCGCCGAAUCGUGGCUGGUUGAAAGCGAGGGUGCCUUUGCGGCCUCUUGCAUCGGCGUCUUUCUCCUUGUCAUAUGUCUCGAGUUUCUCCGCCGCCUAGGCAAGGAAUAUGACAGCUUCAUAUCCCGCCAAUUCCAACAACACGCGGCUGCACAAAUCCGAGCAUCUAAGGAAGAUGGCUCGUGCUGUUCCGACGCGCCGGCCCCGGGUCCGCAGAUCGUCACGUUCAGAGCGACACCCCUGCAGCAGCUGAUCCGCUCUGUCAUACAUGCUGCGUCUUUUGGUGUCGCGUACAUACUUAUGCUGAUAGCCAUGGCUUUUAACGGCUAUAUCAUAAUAUGUAUCAUCAUCGGAGCUGGUGUUGGAAAGUUUCUUUGCGAUUGGAUGAUCGCGAAGGUGGUAAUUGGGGGUGAAGGCGAAGGUCAGGGCCAGACAAAUAAAGGAGCAGAAGGACUGGAAGAAGCAUCAGUAUGUUGUGGUUGAUUUGAUAUGACGACAUAAUUGCGUUCAGAUACCCAUUGUGCAUUAUAUUGGUUUAGACUGAGCAGGCGAUGGUAAUUUUAGAAUGCUUUAUUUAUCAUUGUGUUUGACCUUUGUUCAUCUUUCUGUGUGAUCAACACCAUUUCCUUUGUAUGUAUACCCGGGUAGGUAAGUUUAUUCGACUAGUAAGUGUCCAAAAUCGAACUAUUACAGAACUUAGGUGCAUAUGGCAAUAAGCGCAACAUCACUUUAAUUAUUCGACACUUCUCUCGUUGCUCCUAUUCUCGGCGUCCGCUUCAUACAAGGGUCACUUUCAUAACUGACAAAGCAACCAAGUCUAAGGUAUGUCGAAACGAUAAGGCUAUUACAGUAUUGCGGCACGAAAAUAGGGGGUCAGCUUUGGACUCAAAAAAGGGAGUUGCUUACUUCAAAGUGAACCUUUCGAAAUGUUGACUGCCUGUCAGGAAGGUAACAAUCAGACACCCGGGAACAUUGCUCUUGUUGGAAUUGUGUGACAAGGAGGCAAUAUUAACUAGUUUCGAAUAAAUCUAUA